Molecule: messenger RNA, 5093 nt
Organism: Nerophis ophidion (straightnose pipefish)
Lineage: Eukaryota; Metazoa; Chordata; Actinopteri; Syngnathiformes; Syngnathidae
Product: zinc finger protein 501-like
Exons: 2
Coding region: 1-1410 (469 amino acids)
Biological process (GO): regulation of transcription by RNA polymerase II
Cellular component (GO): PcG protein complex; transcription regulator complex
Molecular function (GO): RNA polymerase II cis-regulatory region sequence-specific DNA binding; DNA-binding transcription factor activity, RNA polymerase II-specific
Source: RefSeq, a predicted model, not a curated record
AUGACGUCAUGCGUGCCGGUUGGCUGCCGUAAAGCCUUGGCGGAAGACGUAAAAAACGGAAGUCCGGUCACGAGACAAAGGCGCGAAGGCGACGACGAAAAGGGCGACGGAGUUGCACUAAAACCUCGCAAAAUGUUGAAAUAUUUGGUCCAACAGCGACUAAUGGCGGCGGCCGACGACAUAUUCGCGCUCUUCGAAAGAACCGUGGCGUCGUACGAGGAGGAACUUUGUCGAACGCGGGAGGAGAAGGAGCGACAUCGACAACAACUGGAGGCUGUUUACCUGAGCAGGCUUCACGUCACAGAACUUGAAGGGCGUCCCUCCGAGUUGCAGGGGGGCCACUCCACUUUGCAGCAGGAGGAGGAUCCACAGCCCCCCCACAUCAAAGAGGAGGAGCAGGAACACUGUAUCAAUUUGGCAGGAGGGCGUCUUCUGGGGCCGGAGGAGGCCGAUCCGACUGUUGUGUCCGUGAAGGCCGAAAACGAGCCACAAGGCGACAACUUCCCAGUUUCACUCUCAGACAGCGAGGCUGAAGACGAGGACGGCACCCAAGAACCUUUGAGCAAGGACGCGGACGGCGAAGGGGAUGCAGGAACUCAAACCGGCGACAAGUGUUCGGAGCAGGAGACGGGAAAAGAGCGUUUUACCUGCCCAGUUUGUGCCAGAACCUACACUUUUAGGAGCGCUUUCACGCAACACAUGCGCACGCACACCGGCGAAAAGCCGUUUAUCUGUUCAGUCUGCGGCGACACGUUUGCUCAGAAGUGCAACUUGACGAGGCACGCGAGAACGCACACGGGGGAAAAACCCUUCAGCUGUUCAGUGUGCGGCAAGGAGUACGCGGACAGGCCGAUCUUGGCGUCGCACAUGAGAACGCACACCGGCGAGAAACCCUUUAUUUGCUCCGUCUGCGGCGACACGUUUGCCCAGAGGUGCAAUCUGACCCGGCACAUGAGGACGCACACCGGAGACAAGCCCUUCCGUUGUUCGCUUUGUGGCGCGACGUUCGCACAAAAGGUCUCUUUAAACGUCCACACGCUGACGCACACGGGGGAGAAAGACUUCGGCUGCUCCGUCUGCGGUAAAAGGUUCUCCCGCAAAGACUACGUGAUCCUGCACAUGAGAACGCACACAGGCGAGAAACCCUUCGGUUGCCCAAUGUGCGGGAAGAGGUUCUCCCGCAAGAUGUUCAUGGUGUCGCACAUGAAAACGCACACCGGGGAAAAACCCUUUAGUUGCUCGGUUUGCGACAAGAGGUUCGCUCGGAAGGUGUUCAUGGUGGAGCACAUGAAAACGCACACGGGGGAAAAACCUUUUAGUUGCCCAGUCUGCGGGAAAAGCUGUUCCCAAAAGGGUAACCUGGCCCGACACAUGAGGACACACACGGGAGAAAACUCCUAUAGUUGUUAAUUACCAACGCCACAAUUAAUGCGGGUAUUUAGUUUACCGUCGAUGAUUGCAAGACAAAAAAAAAAAAAAAAUCAUAAUUAGUGCUGAUGAAAAAGACUGAUUGAUGGCAGUAGCUGCAUGAUUCAGUUUAAUUUUGCAGUUGGUUAAGGUUCAUUUCGAUUCAUCACAUAUUUCAUUUUUCUUUACAAUGUGUCCAAAAAGGAGUCGGUAGAAGCAAAGCUUAUUUAUCCGUCUUCUUCCGCUUAUCCGAGGUCGGGUCGCGGGGGCAGCAGCCUAAGCAGAGAAGCCCAGACUUUCCUCUCCCCACCCACUCGGUCCAGCUCCUCCCGGGGGAUCCCGAGACGUUCCCAGACCAGCCGGGACACAUAGUCUUCCCAACGUGUCCUGGGUCUUCCCCGUGGCCUCAUACCGGUCGGACGUGCCGAGGGAGGCGUUCAGGUGGCAUCCUGACCAGAUGCCCGAACCACCUCAAAGCGGCUUUACUUUGAGUUCCUCCCGGAUGGCAGUGCUUCUCACCCUAUCUGUAAGGGAGAGACCCAAACUCAUUUGGGCCCCUUGUACCCGAGAUCUUGUCCUUUCGGUCAUGACCCAGAGCUCAUGACCAUAGGUGAGGAUGGGAACGUAGAUCGACCGGUAAAUUGAGAGCUUUGCCUUCCGGCUCAGUUCCUUCUUCAAUACAGCGUCCACAUUACUGAAGACGCCGACGACCUCACCAUCCACUCUUCCCUCACUCGUGAACAAGACUCCCAGGUACUUGAACUCCUCCACUUGGGGCAGGGUCUCCACCCUUUUCCGGGCAAGAACCACAGACUCGGACUCUGAGGUGCUGAUUUUCAUCCCAGUUGCUUCACACUCGGCUGCGAACCGAUCCAGUGAGAGCUAAAGAUCCUGCAAAAAGCAGAGACCUAAUCCUGCAGCCACCAAACCGGAACCCCUCAACGCCCUGACUGCACCUAGAACUUGUGUCCCUCAAAGUUCUGAACAGAAUGGCUGACAACGGACAGCCUGGAAACGUGUCCGACUUACUGCCGGCAAUGCUUAUCUAACCCUUCCCUUUUCCCGCUUCCAAGCAACUACUGACAUAUGUCCACUUCCUGUUCUCAACGUGUACAAAAUGCACAUCAAUUAGUUGUGAUUCUCAUAAUUAGAAGAAUAAUAUCGUAUUUGUUAUAAGUUCACAACUUUUAUCAUAAUUCGUCUUGUACUCGGUCAAAAUUACCGUAUUUCCCUGAAUUAAUUUAAAACCUCUUCUCACUCUGGCACUUACCAAAUGCAUGUGGUAAAAAUUUGAGUGUGAUGUAAGGAUGAAAAGCGCAUUUAAUAAAAAAAAAAACGUUAUGAUGGUCUUACGGGCUUCACGGUGGAAGAGGGGUUAGUGCGUCUGCCUCACAAUACGAAGGUCCUGCAGUCCUGGGUUCAAAUCCAGGCUCGGGAUCUUUCUGUGUGGAGUUUGCAUGUUCUCCCCGUGAAUGCGUGGGUUCCCUCCGGGUACUCCGGCUUCCUCCCACCUCCAAAGACAUGCACCUGGGGAUAGGCCCCUCCCACCUCCAAAGACAUGCACCUGGGGAUAGGUUGAUUGGCAACACUAAAUUGGCCCUAGUGUGUGAAUGUGAGUGUGAAUGUUGUCUGUCUAUCUGUGUUGGCCCUGCGAUGAGGUGGCGACUUGUCCAGGGUGUACCCCGCCUUCCGCCCGAUUGAAGCUGAGAUAGGCGCCAGCGGCCCCCGCGACCCCACAAGGGAAUAAGCGGUAGAAAAAAAAAAAAAAUGAUGGUCUUACCUUUACUUAUAAAUGAAGUCCAUGCCAGAUCCCUUCUGAUCAAAAGCAUCGAUAACUUGUUUAUAGAAGUCUUCCUUAUCUUUCCUCAGUUUUAAAAGUCUCUGUCUCGAUGGAGAUCUUCCUUUAUUACCUCCUGCUUCGAUUUAAAGUCCAGUUUAGAAAACUGCUAUCAGUUAGCUCGGCUCCUCAUGUGCGGGCGACGACAGAAUUAUCCUCGGACAACUCCCCCUCCCGUUCUGCUCCGUGGGUGGUCUCUUUAUUGUAUAAAUAAUACACUGGGUAUUUAGGACUGGAACAUGCUUUAUUUCAGCCCAGUUGUUUACAUAGCCAGCUUAAGAGUAGUCGUGCACCCCCUGCGUCAAAUCCGUUCCUAGCACAUAUCACGUCACUCAUCGUUACUUCUUCUGCAGCCGAGUAGUCGCAAGAAGGACCACUAGCGCCCUCUACCACCAGGAGGCGGGAGUCAUUUAAAGGCCUACUGAAAGCCACCACGCAGUCUGAUAGUUUAUAUAUCAAACAUGAAAUAUUAACAUCGCAACACAUGCCAAUACGGCCUUUUUAGUUUACUAAAUUGCAAUUUUAAAUUUCCCGGGCGUUUCGUCUUGAAAACGUCGUGUAAUGAUGACGUGUACGCAAGACGUCACGGGUUUUUAAGAAGUACGAGCUCUGCACACACACACACAGCUAAAAGUCGUCUGCUUUAACGGCAUCUGUGUUGCUGAAUCUUUUGCAAUUUGUUCAAUGAAUAUCGGAGAAGUCACAGUAAAGAUGGAGUUGGGAAGCUUUAGCCUUUAGCCACACAAACACACGGUUUAUUAGUUUAUUAAGGAUCCCCGUUAGUCUACACCGCAGUGGAGACUAUUCUUCCUGGGGUCCAGGCAAAAAAACAUCACACAACCACAGAACAAACGAUUCAAAUGCAGUACAGCAUGAUCCAAUAAUAAAUUGUCCUAAUACAAAAAUAGCAACAGCAAAGAACCAAAAAAUACUAAUAAAUGUUGUUACAUGAUAAUUUUCAUACCAAAGAUAAAAAUAACGAUAUAAAAAUAGAUAUACUGUUUACAUUUUUGCAAAAAUAAAACAAAGAACCAAUGGCCUAAAAUAUACACAUUAGUGUACCAAGGACAAACAAUAAGUGACGAAAAAGUAUCCAUCCAUCCAUCAUCUUCCGCUUAUCCGAGGUCGGGUCGCGGGGGCAACAGCCUAAGCAGGGAAACCCAGACUUCCCUCUCCCCAGCCACUUCGUCUAGCUCUUCCCGGGGGAUCCCGAGACGUUCCCAGGCCAGCCGGGAGACGUAGUCUUCCCAACGUGUCCUGGGUCUUCCCCGUGGCCUCCUACCGGUUGGACGUGCCCUAAACACCUCCCUAGGGAGGCGUUCGGGUGGCAUCCUGACCAGAUGCCCGAACCACCUCAUCUGGCUCCUCUCCAUGUGGAGGAGCAGCGGCUUUACUUUGAGUUCCUCCCGGAUGGCAGAGCUUCUCACCCUAUCUCUAAGGGAGAGACCCAAACUCAUUUGGGCCGCUUGUACCCGUGAUCUUAUCCUUUCGGUCAUGACCCAAAGCUCAUGACCAUAGGUGAGGAUGGGAACGUAGAUCGACCGGUAAAUUGAGAGCUUUGCCUUCCGGCUCAGCUCCUUCUUCACCACAACGGAUCGGUACAACGUCCGCAUUACUGAAGACGCCGCACCGCUGUUUAUCCCAUAAUCAAUAAAAUACUCAAUAGUCAAUAAAAACAGUCAUGACAUUAGGUACAAUCUAAAAUAAUCUCUUCACGCAAUACUUCUCCUUUUAGUUUAUUCUUAAAGCCCACUAUGCUGGUGAUUGAUAGCAGAUAUUGUGGAAGUCUGUUCCAGUAAGUGAUUGCCCGAUACAUUACAGACUUUUGACAAGAACAAGAAAGUUUGAU